AUGGCUUUGUUAAAAUCACGAACACGGCAAGGCCAGUUAGGGAGCCGAAAAUCCCACGACGGAUGCAUCACCUGCAAGAUCAGAAAACUCAAGUGUGACGAGCAGCGUCCUGCGUGUAAAAGGUGUCAGACGACCGGGAGAAAAUGCGAUGGGUAUAUUGACCCUCGGGCCAAGGGAUUUUGGUCGCCAAGCACGAACCUCGCCAUCGUGCAAGUUCAAACUCCCUCAACGUAUGCGAGCUUCACACAGGUAGAGGUCCAAUCGUUCGAGUUCUUUGUGCGGCGAGUCGUGCCGUAUUGUUCACGGACCGUGGAUGAACACUUCUGGCGUCUGCUUCUUCCCCAGCUCAGUCAUUCCGACCCUGUUAUCUGGGAUGCCGUCAUCGCUCUCUCAUCUCUGAUCCAGCACUUUCAGUCUUCCGGCAGAUCUACAGUGGCGGAAAUCAGCACAGCCCCCGUGGUGAAGAGAGAACAUCGACGGGCGUUGGCGUGGUACGGCAAAUCGAUCGCUCGUCUACGGGCACAAUUGAAUCAACCAGGUACUCGGUCCAUUACUGCAGUGAUCUCUUGCAUCCUAUACAUUUGCAUAGAGUGCUUGCAAGACCACCCAUCUGAGGCAAUCGCGCUCUAUCAACGAGCAGUCGCCAUGACAGAAACGAUGGCAGACCCGGAGAACCGGACCUGGGGGUCGACACAAUCCGAGAGCUCUGUCCAAAGCACCGUCCGGGCCUUAUUACAAAAUAUGUCGGCAUCGCAACGACUUCCUCUCGGCCGGUCAAGGGUUUUAGGAGAUACGAACUUCGAGACGCUGGCUGCAGCCCGAGAUAGUCUUUAUGCCCUGCUCUUUGCCGCCCACGACUUCAUUGUGGAUGCGAGGACAAUCACGUUCAACAAGCCGAAAGAAUGGACACCCUCCUCGGAUCUGAUUCACAGACAACAGCAACUUCGAAAAGACUUUCUAAAAUGGCGCUCAGCUUUCGAGGAUAUGACAAGCUGUCCCGAUGGUGUUUCCAUCCAGGACGAAGCCGAGCAAUGCUCUCUCCUCCAUGUGGUAUACGCCUAUUAUUUCACUUUGGUGUGUACGUGUUUGAGUAUGUACGAAACGGAUUUUGACGACUAUUUGCCCGUGUUUCAGAACCUGGUCGACCACGCCAGCCGAAUCAUUACUCCCAGGAGUGAAGAGCAGCGGCCCGUCUUCAUGUUUGAGACGCGAGUCAUCCCGUCCCUAUUCGGCGUUGCCGUCAAGUGUCGGCACCCGGUCAUCCGCCGACAGGCGAUCUCGCUGCUUCGUCAUGGAACUCAGGUAGAAAACACGUGGAGAGCUGACACGAUGGCCGAUAUCGCCGAGUGGUCUGUCGGCAUCGAGGAAUCGGGCAGUAUUUACGGGGCCUUCUGUCCAGAGCCUCCUGCUCAGAUCGAGCUGCCCCCCGAACACCAUCGACUGCACUGGAGCCAGGUUGUCGAGCUUCCAGAUUCAACCGGACGAGCCACGAAGUUUCAUCAAGUCCAGAAGUGGGAACAAGAUGACCGUCACGUGUGGUCACUCGUCAACCACAUGGUGAGGCUUUGA
Fonsecaea erecta is the source of this 1569-nucleotide messenger RNA. RefSeq lists its product as hypothetical. The record is from RefSeq and is a predicted model, not a curated record. Gene Ontology annotation, biological process: regulation of DNA-templated transcription. NCBI's taxonomy places the organism in Eukaryota, Fungi, Ascomycota, Eurotiomycetes, Chaetothyriales, Herpotrichiellaceae. The coding region runs from base 1 to 1569 and encodes 522 amino acids. Gene Ontology annotation, molecular function: DNA-binding transcription factor activity, RNA polymerase II-specific; zinc ion binding. The transcript has a single exon.